Bemisia tabaci is the source of this 1276-nucleotide messenger RNA. Lineage: Eukaryota; Metazoa; Arthropoda; Insecta; Hemiptera; Aleyrodidae. The record is from RefSeq and is a predicted model, not a curated record.
GACUAAGCAUCGGUUAUUGAAAGGCAUAUCAACAACAGAUCACUUUGGUGUGAUAAUACCAUUAAACAACUAACGAACAUCCAAAUAGGAACUGAGAAUUAAAUUGCGUCGGACUGCAUGAUAUUUGACGGAGAAAAAAAGAAAAUGAAGGAAAAAAGUAGACAAGCAUAACGCUCUCCUGUAAAAAUUGGAAUAUUUAAUUAUUAAAAAUCCCCACACACAAAAAUUCGUGAUCCUUAGUUUCCCAUAUCCGUCACGAUUUUUGCAAAUCACAAAGUGUAGGCCUUUCCGUAAAUAAAAAUUAUAGUUGGGCACCUCGUUUUCUUUUUACUGUUACGUGUGUAAAGCGGACAAAUAUUAACAAGACGCGAUUGGAACUUGGCACUUUUAGACCUCAAGUAUUGAUGCCGAUUAAUUUGUUUAACUUAAGAAACAAAGUGUAGUGUUACACUGUUUUACACGUGAGUGCAACACAAUGUAGAAUGUGCCAUAGUAGUACUACAAAAUUAGAAGACACACAAACAGUCCAGAGUCUUUUCAAGUGUGGAGAUAUAAUGGUUUCACUAUGGGAACUCUCAGCGUCACUUCUUACAAUCUUUGUGUUAAUUUACAUCCCAGGUGAAGCAUUUUCCGUCGAAAUGAAGGCCCCAAAUGAAGCUCUGGAAUUUUUUAAAAAUGACAUAGAUGAAAUGAAAAAAGCUGAGACUGAGCGGCUCGAGGCAAUACAAGCUGUCUUCUCGAAGUCAAGACUGAUGGCGGAUUUAAACGUAAAAGAACUGUUGAAUCUAAUGGCGUCCCAAGAUGAAAUUAUCAUUGAAAUUCGAAAAACGCUGGAAGGUAUGCUUUGGACCUUGGGAGUUGCCAAUCAGGUUGAAUUUACGAGACUCGUUGAGAAACUCAGAGGCCAAAUACGACAAAUGGAUUCGAAUGAACUCGAAAUCAAGAAAAAAAAGAAAUCACUUUCACCAGACCUCUUACAGGAUGAUGAGUUAAAAAAAUUGAUGGAUGCACUUCAAACGGAUUAUGUUUGCGUAACGGCAACUGUAGGGGCAGUUAAAGCAAUGAGUCCGGUUGAAAUAGGAAAUUGAAAGCCGUUUAAUGCCAAAAAGAUCUCUUGCGGACAAAAGAAACGUAAAAAUUAAACGUGGUGCGACGCUGCUGAGGUUCUGAGGCAAAGGCAGGUAUAAUCUUGAAGAAAAAUACAGCUUUCUCCUAAUAUUUUGUUUAUGCGACAAUCUCAAAGAUAUGCUACCAUAAAAUCGGUGUUAUUCUCGUA